Lithohypha guttulata is the source of this 5925-nucleotide messenger RNA. It is a transcript of the gene BLM3, whose product is annotated as Proteasome activator BLM10. Gene Ontology annotation, biological process: proteasomal ubiquitin-independent protein catabolic process. The transcript is spliced from 2 exons. Gene Ontology annotation, molecular function: peptidase activator activity; proteasome binding. Gene Ontology annotation, cellular component: nucleus; cytosol. The coding region runs from base 1 to 5925 and encodes 1974 amino acids. The record is from RefSeq and is a predicted model, not a curated record. NCBI's taxonomy places the organism in Eukaryota, Fungi, Ascomycota, Eurotiomycetes, Chaetothyriales, Trichomeriaceae.
AUGAAUAGCUCUAGACGCAUGGGGUUCUCCAUAGACACAAACCACAACGGCUCCGGAGCAGCAAUAGACGAUGUAUCGAGGGCUACAUCUCCUGGUGGUACCGUCCUCGAGCAGAAUGGUGUAGGUUCAGCCGAGGCCCAAGUACAUCGCAAUCGCCCACGAACAUACCCUUACUUCACUACCCUACCUUACGAGGUAGAAACAGAUCAGAGAAGGCAGAAUGACUUUGCAGAGAUAUUGAAAUACCUGUAUAUCGCCGUCGAGGCUGGCGACUUCACUCCAGGAGCCGUACAUUGGACUCGAGAACUGCGCAGCUGGUUGUCCUUGAAAUUCGAUCCAACGAAAGAGCAAAGAACAAAGCUAGUCAAGCUCUACUAUGAGCUGGCCCUGGCCCCGGGCAUUGAGCCCAGCGUUGCUGAGCGCUUCGCAAGUAUGUUUAUGAUGUUGACCAAAAAGAAACAUUACCUAAAGCCUCGCAAAGAGCUCAUCUUGGACUGGCGGCCGCUUUUUCGCGAGCUGAAGCUGUUCGUGUUGCCGGGAGAGUCAGGUUUGGUACAGACUACCAAUCUUAAGAGGAACCCGAAGACCUUGACCAAGUUAUGCUCCUUCGCCCAGCUAUACUUCGACCCCGAGGAGGUUCCAGCAAUGCUUGAAGAGUUCUUGCCACAUUUUACAAUGUCGUUUGUUGAGAGUGCAUUCGUCGUUGUCGGUUUACUGAACCUCAUGAUACCUACAGCUCCAGCACCCAAGGAGCGGCAGGACCUAGCAACCUCGAAAAUCUUACCCACAUACUUUCACCUCUGGUCACUAAUGAACAGAUCCCGCAGCGUCGAUGUAUCUUUCCUCGAUGUCUUCUCCCGCAUAGCUCGAGAGUCCCUACCAGUUGCACAUGUAGAUUUUGGAGAAUUUGGAGUCUUCACGGCUGAGCAGUCCACCCUCAUAUUCACUGCCAUUCUGCGCCUCCUCGAGAUACCUGUCGGCCAGUCAACCUCGCCAUACAGUCCUUUAGUGGAUCUCGCCGCAGGCAUGGGUAUGCUCUUGGAAAGAGAUUCGAGAAAGCAUCCAGUCUCACAUCACGUUGCCAGAUGGAUUGUAAUGUCUCUAUCACCAGCAUCUCUUGAGAGCGAAACAUCCAUCCUCACCCUUCUGGAAAGCUUGAUUCAAGCUAUCGAAACUUUCUUCCAUCCCUCCAACUCAGGGUCGUGGACCAGGACAUUGGCUCAAUUGGUCUUUUAUCUGGCUGACUUCUUUGUCAUGCGCUGGAACAGGGAGCAGAACGGGGAGAUGGGUGUGCCUGCAGAACGACGUCUGACGCCUGCCAUUCGACGACGCUUCGUCCUGUGCCUGAAAGACGUCAUUUUCAUGGGUAUCUAUGCUAAAAGUGGCACUGCCAUGAGCUAUUCCUUGUCUACACUCCAAGCCUUGGCUUACCUCGAACCUGACCUGAUACUUCCUGGUGCUCUACAGCGCAUCUACCCUUCAAUGCAGGGUCUGGUUGAAGUACACCGGACGGUAUCAUCGCUCCGAUCUCUGCAAGUCUUAGCUCGUACUAUCAUCCGAUCCAAAGGCUACCGAUGUCAUGUCACCGCUCUGCUCGGUCUUGCCCUACCUGGUAUCGACGCCAAUGAUCUGGAAAAGACUCUUUACACAUUGUCAUUCUUCCAGAACGUGUGCUACAACAUACCUUUUCAAGAUCUUUCCAGAGGACGGGACGAUGUAGAAGGCAACAUGCUUGCUAUGCAGUGGAUUACAGGCGAGAUGGAGAAGAUGGAGACCGAAGGUGCGAACGUGCAGCUCAACUAUUCCGAACUCGACGAAAGAGAAGAAGAAAUGAUUCUCGCAUCGUCCACGGCUGGCUUCGCCGAGUUUGUCACAUCCUUUCUAGGACGAGUCUUUACUCUGCUCGAAAAUUUGCCAGAUGUCACACGCCUUCGCACUGGGUCGCCAGAAGAGAACAUUGUCAACACUCUGCCUGCGGCUUUCAUGCCUUUGCUAUCGUCUCUCUCUGAAGAGCUCUACGACAUGGUGCUCAACAAGAUCGUCGACUUUGUGGCCAACCACGUCAUCCAUCAAGCAAGAGACGCCAUGGCUUUCAUCUGCAAUUGCCUAUGCAAGGUGAACCCGGAAAAGGCACUUGCCAAAUUCGUACCUGUGCUGAUUGGAGCUAUACGUACUGAGAUUGACGAAUAUGGCGCCGGCUCUACAAGAAGCGCUGCGUCGGACGUUCUUCCCAGAGAUCGUGGUCUAGUGUGGAAUGUCAGCAUGCUCAGCAUGUGCGUUGUACAUGUUGGCGAUGCAGUCUUGAAACACAAACAGGAAUUAUACAACAUAGCUGUCUACAUGCAGAAAAAUUGCAAAGGUAUGCCGACCGUGCACAUAUCAAACUUCGUGCACCAUCUAUUGCUCAACUUGAGUGUCAUCUUCACGGCCGAUUAUGCUCUGUACGAACAAGACAAGUUGCAGAAUGGUGUGACUGCAGCUCUAUGGGGUCUCUCAGAGCCUCCUCAAACAGUGCGUCCAAAGUGGCACGUGCCGAGUAAAGAAGAGCUACAAUUUGCCAUUGAGCUGUUUGAAAAUCAGUCCCGGACUGCCAUGGAGCAACUGACGGGGCUCAUCGACGGCACCGCGAGCGUGAAGCGGGACGGGAGUGGCAAAGACUGGCAGGAUGAGGUCUCAAGAAACCUGGUCCUUCUGAGAUUGAUGUUGGCAGGCGUUUCAGUUCUGUUCGACGCGAAUGGUGUCAACGAAGGUCUGACUACAACAGUUGCUGGCGUGGAUGCAGAUACUGCCAUGAACCAAGCCAACGGCCACGUGCCCGAGGAUGGUCCUGCUCUUGAAGAAAACGAUGCAGCACUUGACGGCACGGACGAAACGUCGAUCAAGCCCUCGUUCCAGUACCCAGUCGGUUAUCCAUUGACCCAAGACGAUGAGUUAUACAAAACCAUUCACAAGACACGACAGCAGAUCGGACACGUUUUACACAAAGUGCACAAGUUCUUGACAGCAGAAGGAGAGGACGAUGUGUCUCUGUUCGGUCCACUCUAUACUGCCUAUAGGUCAUGGUUCGUGGAUGUUGGCAUCGAGCGAUCUGCUCAUGUUCUUGAUCGAGUCACAAGACUUUUGCAUGCUGAUGAACAGCCCUACAAAGUCAGUGGCAUACGCAAAGACUAUCCAAGAGCCGUGCUUGUUAGGAGAGCUAAUGUCUAUCACACACAAAGACUGCGACACAAUGCUGCUCCUCGACCUAGAUCGGAUCUCGACGAGCAGCUUCUGAUGGAUCUUAUCGACUCAUCAACAUCACUGUAUACCGAGGUGAGGAGAAAUGCUCAGAGUGCUGGCGAGUCGGCACUGAAGGUGGUCUUUGGAGCACGGCUCUUUGUGAUAGCCCCAUUGCUUAAAGCAUUCCAAAAAGCUGUCCGAGAAAAUGACCAUCCACGCAUUAAGGGUGGCUUGUUUGCGCUCCUUUUUGGCAGUUUGGCCAAGACUGUUGGCAGACACUGGAAGUACACACCGGAUGUCAUUCGAACCUUCAUCGAAGCAACGUCGGUCGACAAACCUUCCAUACAGAAGUUAUGUAGUGGAGGUCUGUACCAGAUCAUGGACUACGGCAGGCCAGUCGAUAGGAUGGCCAUUGUCGACAAGGUUGCUGUUGAACCACUCACACCUACGCAGGAUGUGGAGAAUAUCAUAUCGAGAAAGAAGAAGUUCAUACUUCGAAAGAGAACUAGUAUCGAGCAACGCAAAGCCGACCUAGCCGAGGAAUUGAUUGACCUUGCUCGAAAAUCUCACUGGAAAAAGGCAUCAAGAGUGGCGACCAUUGUGAUGAGCCUUGGAAUGAGAUUCCACCACAUCGCGUCUGAUAGUAUGAUCGACCUGAUUACCAGAGGCACUAUAGACUCACAUCCUGGCUUGCGUGGCAUUCAUAGUCAAGGACUUAUUGCACUCUUCACUAUGACCGACGUUCGUGCUGUAUGUAACCACGACUAUGCGAACUACAUACAAAGCCAUCAGCGAUUUCCUGCAAGGGUCAAGAUUCCUGUUGAAAAGGGCGAUACUGCAUUCACAGAAACGUACUUGCAGAAAUUCGCACAAGCCGAAGCCGACGUGUAUAUUGACCAUGAUUAUCCUGGUUGGCUGGUGUGGGGUAAGUCAAUGCCAGGCUACAAAGCGAACAUCAAAAAUGAUAUUGAGUACGAUGAGCUAGAAUGGAGAAAGCGUGCGGUCAUUGGCAAGAUCCUGACCAAGGAGUGGUUCAAAACGUUCUUCGAGUAUCUCAAACAGGAGCCUAGGGAUCAGUCAGCGGACAAAUUCCGAAUGGCUAGUGCUAUGAUGCUAACCUACGCCUUCGAGCUCAUAAUAAGGGACGAACUAGCCACAGCCACGUUUGAAGAUAUUACACAGUUGACGACCGAGGUCUUUGCUGAUGGUAGUGACAAGCACUCACACCGUGCCACAGCUGAGAUACUGGCUGGCCUCAUCACUGCAGUCAUGGACACCUCCAUCCAGAGACGAACGAAGAUCUGGGAGUUUGCCUUUCCAAUCCUACAGAGGGUUUUCUCUGAAGGACUGAACCCUGAAAACUCUGGAUACUGGACCACAUUCUUGCACAUGAUUAUGCAGGCAAGAGAUCCUCGAAGAGCAUGGCCACUGGUUGAGUGGCUCUCGAGCUUCAGACUUGAUAUGAACUCGAACGCGGCCUUCAAGGAGAGCUCGAAGAUCUACCUCCUCAACCAGGUUAUUAUGGAUGCGGGCUGGCAUUUCCAACUUGAUGGGCCAAUCAAAGCAGAUUUUGUUUCUCAUAUCGAUCACCCUUAUAAAGGCGUUCGUGAAGCCAUGGCACAAACACUUGCGGCGAUUUACCGCACUCGAUACCACGAAUCUUUCGAGAACGUUUCUGAUUUGAUUCAAGCUCAACAAAAAGCAGGAUCUCUUGGCCAGGCGCCGUACGAACCAAGUGAGGAGUUCAACAAGACGAUGCACGAAACGUUCGAGCGUCUGGAAAAGUGGCGACACGAGAGAACACCUGGUCAGCAGACGCCUUCAGCAUACACUUCUGGAAGCAAGACCGUUUUGCUCUGGCUUGACUCGAUGUUGUCGUCCUAUGAGUGUACACAGCUGAUCAAUUACUUCCCCGAUCAAUUCACCGAAGCCUUCUUACACAUGAUGGAUGUGAAAGAGGAUCCCGAACUGCAGUCACUGGCUUACCACGUCUUCCGACACUUACCCAACAUUCCUCAUCGGGUCGGUGCUGACGAGAAAUUGGUCGAUUCUUUGAUAAGCAUUGGCCAAAAGUCGCCGUACUGGCAUCAGCGUCUUCGAGUCAUGAUCAACAUGCAAAUUAUCUUUUUCAGACGACUUUUCCUGCUCUCUGAGGCCACAAAGCAAAGACUCUUUGAUUGUGUUGCUAAGAUGCUGGAAGAUAGUCAGCACGAAGUACGAGCGGGAGCAGCAGCUACUCUUUCGGGCAUGAUCAGAUGUUCUCCUUUGGCACUUCGUGAGCGUAUGAUUCACAACUUGAAGGAUCGUUUCACGAAGAUGCUUGAACAGAACCCGUUGCCGAAGAAACCCAAGACUAAAGCAGCUGUGUUGACGGCCGAGUCUUCAGCACGUGGUAGUGGUUCACAGACACCAACUCCUGAACACCAAAGACUGAUCCUGACACGUCAUGCAGCAGUUCUGGGUCUCGGAUCACUUGUUAAUUCCAGUCCUUAUAGCUCACCUCCAGCUGAGUGGAUAAUCGACGUCCUGAUCACACUGAGCACGAAAGCAGGCAACGAUACAGGUGCAGUGGGAUCAAGCGUGAAGUCGAUCAUUGGAGACUUCAAGAAGACUAGACAGGAUACAUGGCACAUUGAUGUCAAAGCAUUCAAGCCGGAGCAAGUGGAAGAUUUGAGUGGUUUGUUGCGAUCCAGUUAUUUUGCUUGA